Molecule: messenger RNA, 492 nt
Organism: Cinara cedri
Lineage: Eukaryota; Metazoa; Arthropoda; Insecta; Hemiptera; Aphididae
Source: the annotation of a GenBank genome assembly
AUGACUGGAAUAUCGCAUCUGAAUGCUACUGUCGUUCCAGGCAAGACUGACGGUACGACACAGCGCAUUCUACCGCCGGCCAAUACUCAAUCUCCCAUUCGCACUGAUCCACCAAGUUAGUACAGCAAUUAUUAUAAAAUUGAAUCGUGUACAUUAUAAAGUUAAUUAUACAUUUCCGAAAUAGCGUCUGUCACUUUGACCGAAACAACGUAUCCGACUGCUAUGAAGCAACACAUUCUACCACCAGCCAAAACACAACCCGUAACCAUUUCGUCAAGUGAGUAUAGCUUUAAUUAUAUUAUAAAACUAAAUUCUCAACAUCGCAAUCGUGUACAUUAUAAAGUUCAUUAUACUUUUUCGAAGUAGGGUCUACCACUAUGACUGGAAUAUCGCAUCUGAAUGCCACAGUCGGUCCGAGCUCGACCGGCAGUAAUACGCAACGCAUUCUACUGCCGGCCAAUUCAAAAACUCCCGUUAGCACUGAUCCGCCAA